Molecule: messenger RNA, 5702 nt
Organism: Oncorhynchus kisutch (coho salmon)
Lineage: Eukaryota; Metazoa; Chordata; Actinopteri; Salmoniformes; Salmonidae
Gene: piwil1
Product: piwi-like RNA-mediated gene silencing 1
Exons: 21
Coding region: 145-2709 (854 amino acids)
Molecular function (GO): protein binding; RNA binding
Source: RefSeq, a predicted model, not a curated record
AUUUCAUUCGCAAAUCUGACGAGCGUAGUAAUACUUUGAAGUGAGAAGACCUACACAUACUGCGUUCAAGCAAGACAAAAGUUUAAUCGCUGCUGCUGAUUCGUUCUUUGACUAGGUUGAGUUUGUAAGUUUUAGAAACUGAAAAUGACCGGCCGUGCGCGAGCACGAUCAAGGGGCCGAGCGCGCGGUCAAGAGACCGCGGCACCUGGCGUGACACCCUUUCAGGAGACAGCACGAGAAGCUCCCCCCUCUGAGGGUGAGCUUGUGGGUCGAGGAAGACAGAGAACUGCCCCAGGGGCUGUGUCCUCCGAAGCCGUUAUUCAGAUAUCUGCAGGGUUUCAGCAGGUGAAGAUCGGAGAGAGAGGUGGACGGCGUCGUGACUUUCAUGAUGCAGGAAUCAACACCAGGCAGGCCAUGGAGCAUGUGAGAGAGUCCAAGUCUGGUUUCUCUGGCUCUCCCAUUGAGCUGAAAGCCAACUUCUUCAAGAUCCUGUCCCGCCCUCAGUGGGUGCUGUACCAGUACCAUGUGGACUUCAAGCCCGUCAUGGAGUCACGGCGCCUACGUUCUGCCCUCAUGUAUCAGCAUGAGGAGACACUAGGCAAAGCUCGCACCUUUGAUGGAGCCCUCCUCUUCCUGCCUCACAAACUGCACAACACGGAGACUGUGCUGUACAGUGAGACCAGAAUGGGUGAGAAAGUCCAGAUCACUGUCACUCUGACCAAUGAGCUGCCCCCCACUUCUCCAGUGUGCCUGCAGUUCUACAACAUCAUCUUCAGAAGAGUACUGAGGAUGCUGAACAUGCAGCAGAUUGGACGCCAUUACUACAACCCAACAGACCCACUCAAUAUCCCACAGCACAGGCUGACCAUCUGGCCCGGCUUUACUUCCACCAUCCUGCAGUACGAGUCCAGCAUCAUGCUGUGCACGGACGUGAGCCACAAGGUGCUGCGCAGUGAGACGGUGCUCAGCUUCAUGAUGGGCCUCAGGCAGCAGAGUGGAGAUCAGCGCUUCCCAGAGGCCUGCACCAAGGAGCUGGUGGGACUCAUCGUCCUCACCAAGUACAACAACAAAACCUACAGGAUUGAUGACAUUGCGUGGGACCAUACUCCAAACAACACAUUCAAGAGGGGAGACUCUGAUAUUUCUUUCAAAGACUACUACAAGGCACAAUAUGGUCUGGACAUCACCGACGGCAACCAGGUGCUUCUGAUCAGCCAUAUGAAGAAGAUUGGUCCUUCUGGAGGACCGCCCCAAGGGCCAGCCAUGCUUGUCCCAGAGUUCUGCUACCUCACAGGCCUGACUGACAAGAUGCGUGCUGACUUCAACAUCAUGAAAGACCUGUCCACCCACACCAGACUGACCCCAGAGCAGAGGGAGGGGCGGCUCAACCGCUUCGUUGGGAACAUCCACCAGAACACGGAGGCCCAGACAGAGCUGAAUACCUGGGGCCUCAACUUUGACAACAAACUCCUGAGCCUCACAGGCAGGGUCCUCCCUGCGGAAAGGAUUGUGCAGGGAUCCAGAACGUAUGAGUACAACCCCUGGCAAGCAGACUGGUCCAAGGAAAUGAGAGGCAUCCCACUGAUCAGUUGCCGACCACUGGAGAACUGGUUAAUGUUCUUCACCCGCAGAAACAAUGAUGUGGCCCAGGCCCUCCUGCAGACCCUCAACAAGGUCUCCACACCCCUGGGCAUCCGCAUGCAGAGGGCCAUCAUGGUGGAGUACGAGGACCGUCAGGAGUCUCUGCUCAGGGCCCUGCAGCAUAAUGUUAAGAAAGAAACCCAGAUGGUGGUGGUGGUCCUGCCCAGCAACAGAAAGGACAAGUACGACAGUGUGAAGAAGUAUCUGUGUGUGGACUGCCCCACACCCAGCCAGUGUGUGGUGGCCCGCACCCUCGCCAAACAACAGGCCCUCAUGACCGUGGCCACCAAGAUCGCCCUGCAGAUUAACUGCAAGAUGGGAGGAGAGCUGUGGAGCGUGGAGAUCCCACUGAAGCAGCUGAUGAUUGUGGGUAUUGACUGCUACCACGACACGGCUGCUGGCAAGAGAUCAAUUGGAGCUCUGGUGGCCAGUCUUAACCAGGGCAUGUCCAGGUGGUUCUCAAAGUGUGUGCUGCAGAACCGUGGACAGGAGAUCAUGGACGGACUCAAGGUGGCGCUGCAAGGUGCCCUGAAGGCGUGGCUGAAGCACAACAACUGCCUGCCAUCACGUAUCAUUGUGUACAGAGACGGAGUGGGAGACGGGAUGCUGCAGAGUGUGGUCAACUACGAGGUGCCACAGAUCAUGGAGUCAAUCAAGACCAUGGGACACGACUAUGCACCCAAACUAACCUUGGUGGUUGUGAAGAAGCGCAUCAGUUCCAGGUUCUUUGCCCGCAUCGAUGGUAAGCUGACCAACCCUCCCCCUGGAACAUGCAUCGAUACUGAGGUCACCCGCCCAGAAUGGUACGACUUCUUCAUUGUCAGCCAGGCCGUCCGCAUGGGGAGUGUCUCCCCAACCCACUACAAUGUGGUGUACGACAGCAGUGGACUGAAGCCUGACCACAUGCAGCGACUGACCUACAAACUUUGCCACAUGUACUACAACUGGCAGGGAAUCAUCCGAGUGCCUGCACCCUGUCAAUACGCCCACAAAUUGGCCUUCCUGGUGGGCCAGAGCAUCCACAGAGAGCCCAACAUGAACCUGGAUGACUUCCUUUACUACCUGUAAGAGAGCACAAGCUAACUAAAGAUCACAUUGGAGAACUUGGUUUCCUUGAAACUGUUUGAUUUUUGUUCAGGAAAUUGACUGAAUAUACUUAUGGGUAAAGUGGUUAGGAUAUUCCCCAAUUUACAGGAGAGUGAAACCAUUUUUAUUUUUUUAUACUUCAGCAAUUUGAUUAUCUUCUGUUUUAUGCUGUUUUAUUUGAAGAUGUAGAUGGUCAUUGCAAAGUGUUUUAUUUGUGUGACAUGGUAAGAGACUGUUUUGAGAAGUUUGCUACCUCAGCUUUUAUUUUGGCUGUACAGUGCAUUUGGAAAGUAUUCAGACCCCUUGACUUUCUCCACAUUGUUACGCUACAGCCAUAUUCUAAAAAUGGAUUAAAUUGCUGUUUUUCUCAACAAUUUACAUGCAAUACCUAAUAAUGACCAAGCAAAAAUAUGUAAGUAUUCAGACUCUUUACGGAGUACUUUGUGGAAGCGCCUUUGGCAGCGAGUACAACCUCUAGACUUCUUGGGUAUGACGUUACAAGCUUGGCACACCUGUAUUUGGGGAGUUUCUCCCAAUCUGCAGAUCCUCUCAAGCUCUGUCAGGUUGGAUGGGGAGCGUUACUGCACAGCUAUUUUCAGGUCUCCAGAGAUGUUCAACCAGGUUCAAGUCUGGGCUCUGGCUGGGCCAUUCAGACAAUCAGAGACUUGUCCCGAAGCCACACCUGCAUUGUCUUGGCUGUGUGCUUAGGGCUGUUGUCCAUUUGGAAGAUGAACCUUCGCCCUAGUCUGAGGUCCUGAGCGCUCUGGAGCAAGUUUUUAUUGAGGAUCUCUGUUAAUCUUUGCCUCGAUCCUGACUAGUCUCCCAGUCCCUGCCUCUGAAAAACAUCCCCACAGCAUGAUGCUGCCACCACCAUGCUUCACCGUAGGGAUGGUGCCAGGUUUCCUCCAGACGUGAAGCUUUGCAUUCAGGCCAAAUAGUUAAAUCUUGGUAUCAUCAGACCCGAGAAUGUUAUUUCUCAUGGUCCCCGAGUCCUUUAGGUCUCUUUUGGCAAACUCCAAGCGGCUGCUGCCUUUUACUGAGGAGUGGCUUCCAUCUGGCAUACCAUAAAGACCUAAUUGGUGGAGUGCUGCAGAGAGGGUUGUCCUUCUGGAAGCUUCUCCCAUCUCCACAGAGGAACUCUGGUCACUCUGACAGAGCUCCAUCGGGUUCUUGGUCACCUCCGUGACCAAGGCCCUUCUCCCCUGAUUGCUCAGUUUGGCCGGCCAGCUCUAGGAAGUGUCUUGGUGGUUCUAAACUAUAAGGUCCCACACUGUCAACUGUGGGACUUUUUAUAGAGACAGGUGUGUGCCUUUCCGAAUCAUGUCCAAUCAAUUGAAUUUACCACAGGUGGACUCCAAUCAAGUUGUAGAAACAUCUGAAGGAUGAUCAAUGGAAAAAAUGCACCUGAGCUCAAUUUCUAGUCUCAUAGCAAAGGGUCUGAAAAUGUAUGUAAAGAAGGUAUUUCUGUUUUUUAUUUUUAAUACAUUUGCAAAAAUGUCUAAACCUGUUUUACUUUUGUCAUCAUGGGGUAUUUUGUGUAGAUUGAGGAAAAAUAUUCAAUCCAUUUUAGAAUAAGGCUGUAACAUAACAAAAUGUGGAAACUUUCCGGACGCACCGUACCUCUUUGUUCAAUAUCACAGUGAACAUUAAGGUUAUUGCCUGGGUUGAAAAAUUAUUGUUUCAACUUUGGCGCAAAGUUGCACUUAUGACAUGUUGUUAAAAAAAAAAAAUGCAGUUAAAUCAAUUGAUUAAAAUAAUUGUGGAUCAAGUUUUGUUUAAUUUGAUAACUUUUACUGAAGGGUAAACUUUGUAGAACUGUUAUUGCGUUACUGUCUAGCAUGCUCAAACUCAACCCUGGACCUCACAGCCAGUUCCACUGUGUUUUUUUCAUUGUUCCUCUUUAAUCAGGGACUGUUUUAGACCUGUUACACCAGGUGGGUGCAAUUAAUUAUGCAGGCUCUGCAACUCGUAGGGCAAAAGUUGAAUACCCCUGGUCUAGCAAUUAGUAUUUGAAGUUGUGAUAAUUACACUUCCCAUUUCUUUUUCAGGCCUAUGCCCUUUUGGAGAAGUUAGAUUCUGUCAAUACUCAGGACUUGAUAUUGACAUUUAUGGCUUGAUUGAAUCUGUAGUGCUGUAGACCUCCACUACAUACAGCGCAAUAGAAAUGUCAAGGCAAUGUUCGCUGAGACCGCAUUCACGGUAAAAGACUGUCCGCUCAAUCAGAAAUGACCUUUACAUUUCAAAUUGUGGUACAGUGCUGAACGAUUUGGAUUGAAUCGAGUCCUUAAUCCUUUGACUUUGCUGUUGCACCAUGGCAUUUGGUGAAUAAAACACAGCGCAAACAGCAUUACAAAAUAUGAAAUUUAUUUGAUAAACUUUUUUGCACAUGCACACCCACACAAUAUUUUGUAACCACCAAUAUAGGCUGAUAUUUUUUUGUCAUAAAGCUAGCACACAAUUGCAGACUUUUAAAACAUUAUGGUUUUGAAGACACCAUGGGGAAAGCUUUGCACUGUUUGAUUAUAAAUUUUAAUGUACAAAAAAGGCAGUCUGAAAAUCAAGUAUAAACAUUUAAAAACAAUUUACAAAUGGACAAAGUACAAAAAGAGCAACAGUCAAAACAAUAUAUAUAGAAGCAAUGACCGACAAUUGUACAGAAAGUUGUACAGAAUGCUUUUCGUACAUUCUUUUUUGGCAGUCUCAGUUCAAAUCUCAUGAAAGUAGUGUAGUCCAGAAAAAGCUGUGAUAUAAAGUGAAUGGAAGGAUGAAAUGAUUAACAAAAUAGUGUAAGGAGUUAACAGAUGGAAGGUUUCAUUUCACAUACAAGCUGGACAUCUGCAUACUCCUAAUGGAUAGUUUUGAUAAAAUACAUUGGCUUUCAAUUAAUCAUACAUUCACUACUCCGUGCUAGUUGGGUGCUGACAUAAAUACAGUACUUCUACCCUUUGCAAAUAUAUGAAAUGGAGAGUUGACUU